GAGCAAUCAUGCUUUGCCGAUGGGCAGUAUCAGCUUUGCACUCAAACAAAAUGCAAUAAAAUUGUUUGCUUCAUCCCUACCUACCUAGGCAGCCGCCCGGCUAUGAUUCACUGUUUCCAUGCACCUCUUCUCCUUCCCCCCAUUCCGCCUGCUCAACUCUUCCAAACACAAGACUUCACUGUGACUAUCAGUCAUUUCAACAUUUCCGGUCUGCAUCUCGCAUAACGAUAAAUAUUGUCUGCUGUUCACCAGCUCAUUCUCCUCCCUUCUCCCUUCUCCCUUCUCCCUUGAGUAAAGGCGCUGCGGUACGGCAUGUAUCAGGGUAGGGGAAGAGGAGUACCCUCGGGUAGAGGUGACCUCAUGCCUCCAACUGCUCUCUCAAGGGCGCCAAAGUUUGCGUCGACGAAAAAUGAGAAGUUGAAGACAGCUAAAAACAUCUGCCAAGGUAGAGAAGAAAAGAUACGGCAAGCCGAGGAUGCUGAACAUCUUGGCCGUCCACCGGCGGGAAAAUAUCUAGUACAGGCGGCCCUUGUACUUCCCGGGCAACACUUGCUACCUGUUGCAUUGGAUGAACCAGCGGCACUCGACGAUAUCCGCAGAAAGUAUCGGGUCUAUAUCACGCGGGAUGUACCAAACAUUCUUGAGAUUCACUGCGAUUCUAUCCAUCGCCUUCAGCAGGCGUUUGAAGCGGUUAACUGGAGAAUUCGGGACAUGCGUCUAUCUAACGACAGUUCUCCCGCGCGCUUUCUUGUACAGAGGCCAACUAAAGCGGUCGUCACUGAUAUGAUUCAGUUGAAACUUGGAGCACGCCCAUCUUUUCUUUCUAAAACCUCGAAUCCUGUCAGUAAUGCUUCCUCAAUGGAUGAACAUUUGCCAAGACUAGCGUCCGACCUGGCGUCCUCAGCAGAAGGCCUCAUGGCACUCAAUAAGACCAUGGGCUUGCGAGUCAAUUUCGGGCACGUUAUCAUUGCCAAGAGACCGAAAGGUACUGAAGACGAGAUCGCAUUCGCCCAUUUCACCAGACUUAUGAACAUGUAUCCCAGUCGUGGAGGAGCCUCGAUUGUAACCAGACUUGGAGACGCUAACGAGGCGGAGCAACUCUUGCAGUAUAUCUCACGCCCAGAAGCAGGCAUCUGCAAGAACAUGAAGGACAUGAGGCGAGGUUGUGAGGUGGUUGUAGUGGCCAGUGGUCUACAAAUCAAGACUGAGGCCGACUACAAUCCUCAACUUAUGCAACUAGCAAUGGUCCGCGCUACUAGGCCAGAGACCCGGGCACGUUGGAGUUGGACGAUUGCUGCUCCUAACAUGGAACACGAUUGGAACAUUCGGAUGGACGCUUGGGACAAAGUGGACGUUCCAACAGAGUUUAGAGAUAUUGCAAAGAGGAUAUCGGUUGUCUUCAAACCAGACGAGGGCACCAUUCUCCCUUUGCCAAAAGUCAACACGAGUAAACUUGCGAUCCCCGAUGAGCAAAUCACUGAAAUUCAGGCAAGAUCUUGGGCAAUAAUUCCAUUCAAAGAAUCCCCCUAUGUCCUCAAGAUCAACAUCACCAAGACUCUGAAGGGAUCUCGCACGAUUGGGAAGCAAAAUGUUACUUGGGGGGUUGAAUUAUACGCCCCCCAUUGGGAGGAAAGUGUGAACCACUCCAGUGGUGGCCGAAAGGACUGGGGGGAGGGGCUCGAGAAUAUUUGGGAGGAGGGUGAUGAUCUCCAGUCGAGGCUCGGGUGCUUCUUGCGGAUCAUUAUGGAGGUCCAAGCCCUCCUGAACAGAGUGCAUGCUGAUACUGCCUCGUCAUAG
Fusarium oxysporum Fo47 is the source of this 1797-nucleotide messenger RNA. RefSeq lists its product as uncharacterized. NCBI's taxonomy places the organism in Eukaryota, Fungi, Ascomycota, Sordariomycetes, Hypocreales, Nectriaceae. The transcript is spliced from 4 exons. The coding region runs from base 313 to 1797 and encodes 494 amino acids. The record is from RefSeq and is a predicted model, not a curated record.